Populus euphratica (Euphrates poplar) is the source of this 1954-nucleotide messenger RNA. RefSeq names its product transcription factor TCP5-like. Bases 383 to 1516 code for a protein of 377 amino acids. NCBI's taxonomy places the organism in Eukaryota, Viridiplantae, Streptophyta, Magnoliopsida, Malpighiales, Salicaceae. Gene Ontology annotation, cellular component: nucleus. Gene Ontology annotation, molecular function: sequence-specific DNA binding; DNA-binding transcription factor activity. The transcript has 2 exons. The record is from RefSeq and is a predicted model, not a curated record.
UGGCCACAAAUGUGCCAUAUACACCUUUUUAUCCCUAAUAUACAUUCCAUAAAGCAUGGCUUAGUAAAAUUCCAGCAUCUUUGUAGUUCUUUCUCAAAAUUAGGAGUUUAUGCAAAUAAGGUAGAUAUAUAUUCUUGACAAAUCGCAAAAAAAAUAAAUUUGAUGCAAGUUUAACAGAACCUCCUCCACACAAGCUAGGCCGUUAAAUUAAAGAAAGGACUCUCAAAUGGUGCUGUUGUUGUCUUCUCUGAUUGCCCCUCCUCUUCCUCCCUAGAGAAGCUGAACAGAUAUACAUGGAAGCCUACAGUUUCCUGCUUGAUACGUAGAUGCUACCUUGCAAAAGUACUAUAUACUCAAUAGUGUGAUCAAGAAUCAAGGUAAGAUGAUUUCAAAUUCAGAAGAUAUGGAUUUGCAAGGAAAACAAGCAGGUGGAUGCGGCAGUGAGGCCGACAAGAUUUCCGAGGCAACAUCAUCCACUUCAUCAAGACAAUGGUCAGCAUUUAGAAAUCCAAGGAUUGUUCGCGUCUCCCGGUCUUUUGGAGGAAAAGAUAGGCAUAGCAAGGUUUGCACAGUAAGGGGACUGAGGGACCGGCGAAUUAGGCUUUCUGUACCCACAGCCAUUCAGUUAUAUGAUCUUCAAGAUAGGCUUGGCCUUAGUCAGCCUAGCAAGGUAAUAGAUUGGUUGCUUGAUGCCACUAAAACUGAUAUCGAUAAGUUGCCUCCACUUCAGAUGCCUCCAGGGUUUGGUCAGUUCCACCAGCCAGUGCUAUUUUCUCAUCAAUCAAAUAUUGCAUCUCCCUUCUUUGAUCCCAAUUCUACGUUUAUCAAGGACGUAGGAUAUAAUUCAUUAGGGAUAAAGAUCGAUACUGGUACUGCUGGUCUUGAUGGGCAGGUUCAAAACAGUAGUACUACUAUGCCAAGAUCAAGCUAUAGCAGGGAUAUAGAAGCUUCAAUAAGAGCAAAAAGCAAGCAAGAUGGCACUAUUACUGAAAAAGGAAAGUCCAUAAAAACAAAUGAAGAUGGAGAAAUUGGAAGUUACAGUUCUACUGGACAGGUCCCCGCUCAAAAUUUCUUUCCUUCAGCCAAUCGUUCUACCAUACCAAGCUUGCUAUACAAUUCUACUGUGCCCUUCAACUCCUAUCAUUGGGAUGCUUCGAAUUUAUCUCUAUCUACACAAUUUGGAAGCCAUGGAUUUAUCUCUCAAACAGAAAAUUCCUUGGACACCCCAUCAUCACUACCUCUCUCUUCUGGCUCUCAAUUAUUUUUCUGCCCACCUCCACCAAUGCCAUCUCUCUUUCCAUCCUAUCGUCCUUGUGUUAUCACUCCCUCAGAGAAUGAGUCCAGAGAUAUGAACCAUUUCCAAUUAUUGAGCUCAAGUUCGUCACAGCAUAUCUUACCGAUUUCUCUGACAAUGAACUCAACAACAAAACCUUUUUCCUUGAAUCUAAAUCCUGGGCUUCUUCGUUUGCAAAAAAAUAACGAAAGCAAUCCUGAUGAAGAUGAUGCAGAAUCAUAAAUAUCACCCUGCAUGGCUGGGUUUUUUCUUUACUUGGUUCAAGGAUGGAUGUUGAAAGCAGACUAUAUAAACAUGUACCUCAGCAGGUCGUCAAGUGAUCAGAGUACAGUGAGAGUUUAAAGCUCAUCGAGCUAUCACAUUAUUAUGUUCUCUUGUGUUACCCUCUAAACAUCUUGCAGACACAUGCAAUCAAACGUUGUAAGAUGCUACCUUACAGCAUGAAUUAUUUCCUAUCCGUACGCGGAUUCAAGCUAUAUAUGACAAUACAAGUAAGACACUAGACACUUCUAUCUUCCUGUAGCUUGAUAUGCAAGUAUUUAUUUAGCAGACAGUACUUUUGUCUAUAUAUAUAAACUAUGUUCUUUUAAGUUUCUGUAAAAGUUACUAAAACGAAAACCAAGUAUGAUGUGCUUUGAGUUACAACCUUUGGAUUUUACA